Molecule: messenger RNA, 414 nt
Organism: Penicillium macrosclerotiorum
Lineage: Eukaryota; Fungi; Ascomycota; Eurotiomycetes; Eurotiales; Aspergillaceae
Product: cytochrome b5-like heme/steroid binding domain-containing protein
Exons: 3
Coding region: 1-414 (137 amino acids)
Biological process (GO): sterol biosynthetic process
Cellular component (GO): intracellular membrane-bounded organelle; endoplasmic reticulum membrane
Molecular function (GO): heme binding
Source: RefSeq, a predicted model, not a curated record
AUGUCUGAUUCCAAGGAGUUCACCCUCAAGGAGGUCGCUGGCCACAACACCAAGAAGGACCUGUACAUGGUCAUUCACGACAAGGUCUACGACUGCACCAGCUUCGUCGAUGAGCACCCCGGUGGUGAGGAAGUUCUCUUGGACGUUGCCGGCCAGGACGGCUCCGAGGCGUUUGAGGAUGUCGGUCACUCCGAUGAGGCGCGCGAGAUCCUCGACGGCCUGCUUGUUGGCUCUGUGAAGCGCAUGCCCGGUGACCCUGAGCCCAAGCCCCAACACUCUGCCAGCGCCGCCUCCGCCUCUUCCUCUUCUUCCGGUGGCUUCGGUGUCGGCCUCUACGCCGUCAUCCUUAUUGGUGGUGCCAUCGCCUACGGUGCUUACAACUACCUCCAGGCUCAGCAGGCCCAGCAACAGUAA